Trypanosoma rangeli is the source of this 1687-nucleotide messenger RNA. RefSeq names its product leishmanolysin. Gene Ontology annotation, molecular function: metalloendopeptidase activity. The record is from RefSeq and is a predicted model, not a curated record. The annotation marks the transcript as partial. The transcript has a single exon. Gene Ontology annotation, cellular component: cytoplasm; membrane. NCBI's taxonomy places the organism in Eukaryota, Euglenozoa, Kinetoplastea, Trypanosomatida, Trypanosomatidae. Gene Ontology annotation, biological process: cell adhesion; proteolysis.
UUUGCUGCUCUUGGUGUGUUGCGCCGCUGGGUGCCUCGCUGUCGCUCCCGCCCAGAAGCACCGCUGCGGGUUUGACGAGAUGAUGGGGAGGGGGCCGCCGGUGACUGCGGUGGUGCGUGACGUGCCGCGCAAAGGACAGGGUGCAAUGCAGGCGUACACUGUCGCCGCAGAAAGCGUGGAGAGUGAGUGGGCCCUGAUCCGCAUCAAGGUGUCUGCGAAGGACAUGGACGACCCGUCAAAGCACUGCACCGCAGUGGGGGAUAUGAGCAUGCCCGAUGGCAGCAGGGUGAAAUGCACAGAGGGCGAUCUGUUGACGGAGGCGAAGAAGGACAUUGUUUUGAAGCAACUCCUCCCCGCCGCAAUUAAGAUGCACGCUGAGCGUCUCUCAGUGAGGCCUGUGGAAGGUCCCAUCCGUAUGCCCAUGCCAGAUGAUGGUAUAGGGCCGUGCAGCAAUUUCACCAUCCCUUCUUGGCACCGCACGACUGGUGUGAGCGGCGCUGACCUGAUCCUCUACGUCAACGCUCUCCCGGCUAACGGCACCGUUGCAUGGGCGUCUUUGUGCGUCACUCUGGAGGACGGACGUCCAUACGCUGGCGCCGUGAACUUUGACCCCCCGUACAUAGGAGCCACUGAUCAAAGCGUUAUUACUGCAGCGCACGAGAUAGCGCACGUUCUUGGGUUUUCGUUCAAUCAGUUUUCAAGGUUCAAUAUGGUUUCCAAUGUCUUCAAUGUGCGUGGGAAGAAGGAGGUGUGGGUGGUUUCCUCACCGAAGGUGAAGGAUCUGGCGAGGAAGUACUACAAUUGCCCCACACUUGAGGGCAUGGAGCUGGAGGAUGGGGGUGGUGAGGGGGCAAGGCUGAACCACUGGAAGGAACGCAACGCAAGGGGCGAGUUGAUGAGUCCUAGGGGGCCGUACAUGUAUUACUCAGCGUUCACGCUUGCUGCAUUUGAGGACAUGGGUGUGUACAAGGUCAACUACAGCAUGGCGGACACGUUGCGGUGGGGCAACAACUCUGGCUGCGGGCUGCUGGAAAAUAAGUGCUUCAUCAACGGCAGAACCGCCUACUCUGACAUGUUCUGUAGCGUUGUGCAGAAAUAUCAACAAGGGCUGCUCUGCACACAUGACCGUCUUUCUCUGGGGAGCUGUGGUCUAACGACUUACUCGAAGCCCUUUCCACCGGAGUAUCAGUACUUUGAUCCCCCCACAACUGGAUGUGAUUCGGAGUUUAUGGACUACUGUCCGUAUGUUACGGGGCUUGAGGCGUCUGGGUGUAUAAACGGCGACACCGAUAUGUUCCCUGGAAGUUUCAUUGGCCCGAGGUCACGGUGCGUCAGGGGGAGGAUGCUUGAGUUCGAUAAACGAGUGAUCAGCGAUGUGUGCGUAAACACGCAGUGCAGUGAGGGCAAGCUGAGGGUGCAGUUCCUUGGCAACGACACGUGGCACGACUGCAAUGAGGGUACGACAGCUGCGCCGUCGGGGGGCAAAUGGGGUGGGGGGAGCAUCAGGUGCCCCAGAUACGCCGAUGUGUGCACAGUCCUCCCCAGAUUCUUGGCCCGCCCAGUACCAGUCGUUGCCCCGCCACUGGCGGAGGAGUCAAACCCUGCAGACACUUCAGUUGCGACUGUUGGCUUCAGUUCUCUUGCGCUUCUCGCCGUGGCCACCGCCGUGGCGAUGACGCCUCUCUGA